This is a messenger RNA of Camponotus floridanus (Florida carpenter ant), 5896 nucleotides long. RefSeq names its product laminin subunit beta-1 (gene LanB1). Gene Ontology annotation, biological process: cell migration; basement membrane assembly; substrate adhesion-dependent cell spreading. The transcript has 14 exons. Gene Ontology annotation, cellular component: laminin trimer. Bases 427 to 5784 code for a protein of 1785 amino acids. The record is from RefSeq and is a predicted model, not a curated record. NCBI's taxonomy places the organism in Eukaryota, Metazoa, Arthropoda, Insecta, Hymenoptera, Formicidae.
GCGGAGUCACAACUCGCAAGCCGACGUUCACUGAGCGAGAGACGCGUCACGAGGCGCGUCCGCACCGCGUUUUUCAUUUUUCGUCUCCGAAUUUUCCGUAUAAGUGCACCCUCACCUGUCAGAAGACUCGAUCGAGUCUGCGAGUGGCACGUGAAAAAGGAAUCGGGUUCAGUGACACGACCAGGAGGAGAGUUUCGGUUGAGUUCAGCAAGAGAAUUUUCCAAUCGCGUUGCUGUGAGAUCUCUGCGUAUCACUCAGAGUGCAAGACUCCGAAGCGGCUUGUCUCGAGAAAAGAAGAAAUAUCUCGUCGACUUAAGUAACGCUACAGAGUGAAUUUAACGUAGAAAGACUCUUUCGAAUCAUCCAUGGCUUAGCAAUCAUUGUGAAAAAUCUACAUAGACGGAGGUAGAAAAAAAAUCGGAAAAAAUGCUCCGUGUUCAUUACAAGUACAUGGCAUUUGCUGCUUUAAUUAUUAUACUUACUAUCUUAACAGUGAAUUCUGCAAAUUCUCGGCAUGGAUUAUUUAGAUAUAAAAGGUCACCGAUAAUAACCGGGGGUGUUGUAUAUAGAGGACCACCUAGAGGUCCCAAGAGACCACAUCCCUGCGAGCAAAGUUCGUGUUAUCCCGCAACUGGAAACUUGCUGAUCGGUCGUAAGAAUAAAUUGCACGCCUCGUCGACAUGUGGUCUUACGGGUCCUGAGAGAUUCUGCAUCGUUUCCCAUCUUAAGGAAAGAAAGAAAUGCUUCUUCUGCGACGCGUCGCUACCCAAGCAGCAGCACAACAUCGAAAACAUUGUCAGCGGAUCGUGGUGGCAAGCCGAGAACGGAGUAGAGAAUGUCACGAUACGCUUCGACCUCGAGGCAGAGUUCCAUUUCACGCACAUCAUCAUUCGCUUCCAAACCUUCCGACCAGCUGCCAUGCUAAUCGAACGGUCGUACGAUUUUGGACAGACCUGGCAGGUAUACCGGUACUUCGCUCACGAUUGUGGGCACUAUUUUCCCCAAAUCUCUACUAAUCAACCCCAAAGAUUAACGGACGUCAUUUGCGAGACGAGAUACUCGGCUGUGGCACCAUCCACUAAUGGCGAUGUAAUUUUCAGGGUAUUGCCGCGAAAUUUGGAAAUUGAGAAUCCCUAUUCGAAGGAAGUGCAGAAUCUCCUUAAAGUUACGAAUCUCAGAAUCAACAUGACGAGGCUACAUACACUGGGCGACGAUUUGCUCGACGAUCGAGCCGAGAUUCGCGAGAAAUACUAUUACGCUAUCCAAGACAUGGUAAUUCGUGGUUCCUGCUCCUGCUAUGGACACGCUUCCCGAUGUUUGCCGUUACCCGGAGUCGUCGACGAAGAGAACAUGGUUCAUGGCAGAUGCGAGUGUACUCACAACACCAAGGGACUCAACUGCGAGAAUUGCGAGGACUUUUACAACGAUCUACCGUGGAAACCCGCGGUCGGCAAACAGACGAACGCUUGCAGGCCGUGUAAUUGCAACAAUCACACCACUUCGUGUCACUUUGACGAGGCGGUUUACGAGAGAUCGGGAAGAGUGUCCGGUGGAGUUUGCGACGAUUGCCAGCAUAAUACGAGGGGCCAAAACUGCGAACAGUGCAAACCGUUUUAUUAUCAUGACAUGACGAAAUUUAUCUCUGAUCCAGAGGCCUGUCAACCUUGCGAUUGCGAUCUCGGUGGAUCCUUGGACGACGGCAUAUGUGACUCGAGAACGGAUCUUCUUAGUGGUGACGAAUCCGGACGCUGUCAUUGUAAAGCAAACGUCGAGGGACGUCGUUGUGACCGUUGCAAAAACGGUUUCUGGAACUUUAAUCCCGACAGUCUUGAAGGCUGUCAAGCCUGCACCUGCAACACUUUGGGCACCGUUGACAAUCAAGGCUGCAAUGUGAUAACUGGUGAAUGUACGUGCAAACGUUACGUCACUGCACGCGACUGCAACCAAUGUUUGCCGGAAUAUUGGGGAUUAUCCGAAGACCGUGACGGAUGCAAACCCUGCGAUUGCGAUCCUGGCGGUUCCUACGAGAAUUCCUGCGACGUCAUCACCGGCCAGUGCAGAUGUAGACCGCACGUCAGCGGAAGAACCUGCAAUCAGCCGGAGCAAAGUUAUUACACUGGCUCGCUGGACUUUCUUAUUUACGAGGGAGAGUUAUCCAGAGCUACUAAUAACUGUCAAGUGGUAAUCAGGGAACCUUACCGUGACGGCAGGAAUAGCACGUGGACUGGCACGGGUUUCAUGAAAGCUCUCGAAGGCUCGGUAUUGAACUUCACUAUCGACGACAUUCGCAGAUCCAUGUGGUACGACGUGAUCGUGCGAUACGAACCGAUACAUCCAGGAGUUUGGGAAGAUGUACAAAUCAUUCUCGAGAGGGACAGUCCGCCAGAUCCUAAUGGACCGUGCGCCGAUUGGAGGCCCGAACAGGACCGUUUGAGGGCUCAACUGCCCUUACGUUCAAGAAGUGCCACGGCGCAACCAGCCGUAUGUCUGGAAGCGGGGAAAAGAUAUAAUCUGCUGUUGCAAUUCCGCAAAUUUACUAGUCACAUGGAUACGCCUUCGGCCUCCAUCUUGGUCGAUUCGAUUGUUUUGAAACCGAGAAUAGAGAUGAUACCUUUCUUCAAGCCACCAGGUUUUGGUGAAUUGCGCCGUCAAGAAUACGAACGGUAUCAUUGCAACGAGUUCUUUAACGAAGUCGACAAUGCGUGGAGUAACGUACCCGAUGUCUGCAAAAAGUAUCAGAAUAGCAUCGGCUAUUUCGUUUUCGAUGGUGCUCAUUCCUGCGAGUGUAACCCGACCGGCUCCCGCAGUCUUUUAUGUGAGAACUACGGCGGGAUGUGUCCGUGCAAAUCGAACGUGGUUGGCAGACGUUGCGAUCGCUGCGCGCCAGGAACGUAUGGAUUCGGACCCGAGGGUUGCAUCCCUUGUGACUGCGAUGGCGUCGGCGCUCUUGACAAUUUCUGCGACGUCGAGACAGGCCGCUGCAAAUGCCGUCCCAACACCUAUGGCAGAACCUGCGGCCAGUGCGAGCCCGGUUUCUGGAACUUCCCGCAUUGCCAGCGCUGUGAGUGUAACGGACACGCGGACAGCUGCGACUCCAAGACCGGGGCUUGCAUCAAUUGCCGAGACUUUACCACUGGACACAAUUGUGAUCGUUGCGUCGACGAUUUCUACGGCGAUCCGCGGAUCGGCGUAGAUAUAUCUUGUAGAGCGUGUCCCUGCCCAGGUACUCGCGAAUCUGGUCAUUCCUACGCCAACAGUUGUUCGUUAGACUCUAUAACGCAGGAUGUGGUAUGCGAAUGCUUCGAGGGGUAUUCUGGUCCCCGAUGCGAGCAUUGCGCUGAAAAUUAUUACGGUAAUCCGGAAAUACCCGGCGGUAACUGCGAGCUGUGCAACUGCAACAAUAACACUGAUUUACGUCGAGCUGGUAACUGCGAUCCACACACCGGUCAUUGUCUCCAAUGUCUAUUCUAUACCGAUGGUCCCAACUGCGAAAUCUGCAAAUCCGGAUUCUACGGAGACGCCCUUCAACAGAAUUGUCAAGAUUGUAGGUGCAACGUCCUGGGCACUGAUAAGACUGCGGGAUCGUGUAACCAUCGUACCGGACAAUGUCCGUGUUUACCGCACGUCAUGGGACAGCUUUGCGACUCUUGCGAAGAGAAUCAUUGGAGAAUAGCCAGUGGACAGGGCUGCGAUCCUUGCGAAUGCGACGCAAUUGGAAGUAUUUCCGACAGAUGUAACCCCUUCGACGGAACUUGCGAGUGCAAGCCAGGAUUCGGCGGUAGACGAUGCAAUGAAUGUCAGACAAACUUCUGGGGCAAUCCAAAUGUGGAGUGUUAUCCCUGCGAAUGCGACGUGAUCGGUUCCGCUAGCCAACAGUGCGAUAGAGAGACCGGAUUGUGCGUUUGUCACAAGGGGAUCGGUGGCGAAAAGUGCGAUCAAUGCGAUCGCGGUUAUCACGGCGAGGCACCGCAGUGCAGUCCAUGUGGCGAAUGCUUCGACAAUUGGGAUCUGAUACUAGACGGCCUCAGGAACAAGACAAACGCCGUUAUUCAAGAGGCUUCGAGGAUACAGAAAGUCGGCACAACCGGCGUCUACAGCCAGGAGUUUGACGAUAUGGAAAAAUCCUUGGACGAAAUCAAGGAUUUAAUCGGCAACACUACCAUCAUAAGCGAAGACUUGGACGUGUUGGACGUAUCGGCAAAUGAGUUAACAAAGAAUAUCUCUGAUUCGGCGAAGCAAGUGGAGGAAGCGAACAAUCUUUUGGAGAGUCUCAGUCAGCGUGUCAAUCUCAACGACGUCGCGUUGAAGAAGCUGCGAAACAGAACCAACAGUUUGGACGAAGCCGCUGCCGACCUGCGAGAGAACGCAACCAGAUUGCAGGAAGAAAAUGUGCAGGGCGCCCUUAACGUCACUCAACAGAUGGCUGAGCAAUCCAGGCAGGCCGAAAAAAUGGCGAACGACACCGGCAACGUACUGGCCGACGCGGAACGUUUCCGCAAGCAUACUGAGAAUCUUUUGGCGAAGAAUCGCGCUUCCGUAGACGAGGCGCAAGAGAGAAACAAGGAGUCAUUGACGAAAUUAAACGAAAAACUGAAAACAUUCAAUAUGAAUAUACCUGAAUUAAAUCUGCAGAUGUGCGGCAACAACGUGACGGAUUGCAGUAUCGUCUGCGGCGGUGCGGGUUGCGGCUUUUGCGGUGGUUUAUCUUGCGACGUCGGCGCGGUUAGCAAAGCCAAUCAGGCUCUGGAUGUUGCCAAGCAGCAGGCUGCUAAGAUCAAGAGUCACAAGGACGAAGCUGAGCAGCUGCUGCGUAAUAUGAGUCAGAUCAAGCAAGAUUCGACAGCAGCGAGAUCCAACGCUCAAGAUGCUUUCAAUUACGCUUGGGAUGCGCGUAAUCGCUCCGACAAGAUCACUAAGGACUUGUCCGACAUAACAAAGCGAAUUAGGAGCACUCUGGACGAGGAUCAGCCUACGCCGGCCAUGGUCAGAGAUCUCGCGAACGAGGUGCUGGCAAAGAACAUCCAGCUAGAGCCGGAUGAGAUCACGCAAUUAGCCGAUCGCAUCAAGAGUAUCGUCGGUUCGCUCACUGACUCCGAGAAGAUACUCGCCGAUACCAAGAACGACCUUCGAUUGGCUUACGAUCUCGAAGAGCGUGCUAAUCGCACCAAAGAGAUGGCCCUCGAGAAGCAGGCUCUAGUCAACAAGGUGAAUCUAUUGUUGAACGACGCGCAAACGGCUCAAUAUCUGGCGCAGAGUGCUAUCGACAAAGCGGAAGCCGAUGUGUCUAAGUCUCAGAAAGAUCUGGCGGACAUCGCCGAUGUAACCAAGGCCGCUCAGAUCCAAGCCAACAGCACCACCCAAUCGGUGGAGGCACUGGACAAUCGUCUGAAACAACUGCAGACGCAAUCUGCGAAAAACGCCUUCGUCCUGAAGGAAAUCGCCGUGGAAGCGAACAAAGUCGGCAACGAGGCGCAAAUGAUCGACGCCAAGACGAAGAAACUGGCGGAGGAGUACAAGCGUGCGGACGAGUCGCUGAACCAGCGGGUCAACAAGAGCAAGGGCGACAUAUUGCGAGCAAAGAAACUCUUGCAACGAGCUUCCGAACUGACGGCGGAUACGUCGACCAAAUCCAAGGACUUGGACGGCAUGGAAAGCGUUUACAAGGACAACGAACGACUGCUGACAGAUCUGAUGAGCGAUGUCGACGCGCUGACGAUGGAAAUGGAAAGACACCUGGUGGAGAUCGAGCAAAAGUCGCAGUUGUAUAGACAGUGUUCCGCUUAAAACUGGCUGCAAUUAAUAACGGGAGUCAUUAGUAUCUCUCGAACGAAUUUCGUCUGUAAAGUAUAUGAUACGUAUGAUAUCGAUAACGGAUAUAUAUAUUUUUUCUCAGUUA